UUUAACGAAGACCUUCACAGAAAUCUAACAAAAUUUUAGAACGACUCGUGCUUUGAAUAAGUGCAACGAAAUAUUUUCAUUUAAUUUUUAAAUUACAGUUCUGAAGAAGUUCAUACAAAAUGCAUUUGAUGAAAAAGAGUGCAACUUAUUUGGUGAUCUUUCUGGUUCUGCUUGCUUUCUGCACACAGGAAUCUGAGGCAACCAGACGUGUGAUGCGCGGACGUAGGACACUCACACGCCGCUACUUUACUGGUAUGGCUAUACCCGGCUGGCUGCUGGCCGUCCUCAUAGGUAUUGGCGAACUCAUACUUGGCGGUGCGCUCUACUUGGUCAUGAAUCGCAUGAUACUUGCCAAGCCAGCACAGGAGACCAACACUUAUACGCCAGCGAAACAACAAGAAGUUUAAACGAAARUACCGAAUUCAGUAUUAAAAUAAUAGAAGUUCAGUAAAAUUAUUGAAAACUGUACCACAUACAUGAAUACAAGGACACAAAACUCAUUAUGCGAAGACAAAAAGCGAAAAACUUAGUUGAAAAACAUCGUAGCCAAACGAGUGACUGAUGCAAACUAGUGUACAUCAUUAGCAUUACAACAACACUAUUUUUUUGUAAUUAAUAACAGAAAAUGACAGUAGCAAUAAUCAAUCCAAAUAUCCAUUACUACCGCAGCGAAGAAUGCUCUAGCUGAAGUGCA
Molecule: messenger RNA, 694 nt
Organism: Bactrocera latifrons
Lineage: Eukaryota; Metazoa; Arthropoda; Insecta; Diptera; Tephritidae
Gene: hoka
Exons: 3
Coding region: 120-407 (95 amino acids)
Source: RefSeq, a predicted model, not a curated record